UGUUGCUUGUUAGCGCCGCCGUUGGGUAGAUGCUCUGGGAAGAAAGCUUGUGGCUCGUUUUUACUGUUUUGUGGUGCCUGUUUAAGUGCUCUUGUGCUUUCUGCCAUGGAAAAGUUCAAGCUCAAAUGCAAAGGGAUUUUCUCCGUAAGAGAGACUUGUUUUAUGCUGAGUUUAACUUCAGGAUAUUUAUGGUUAAACUAGUUGGAGCUCUUUUGUAUUUUUGCAUUUCUUAGAGAAGGGGAAAAGGGUUUCGUUGUGGACCUUAGUGCGUAAUUUUGACCCCUUAGAGCCUACAUCCUUUAUUUCUUCUGUCUUGCUAUCACAGUGCACUUUGUUUUGGUUGAUUUCUACACACAUCAUGAGCAUAGGUUGUCUUGGAAGCUGCACAAAACCUCCAGUUAUUGGUUCAAUGGAUGAGGCAUCUAAAGGACUAAGAAAUCAAGGUCAAACAGUGACUAAAGAUGAUGGAUCAUCAGAUUUCUGGAGCAGCAACACUAUCGAAAUGGAUCAUAAUGCAGCUCAGUCGCUGAGAAGCGUCUCAUCAACUGCAACAUCAAAUUAUCCUUCUGAUCCCCAAAGUAGUGCAUGCAGUCAAACUGCUCCUCCUGAAUUUGUCAACCAUGGGCUUCUUCACUGGUACCAGAUGAGGCAACAAUGGGUUGGAAAUAAAACCUCUGAGAGUCAGACAGAAGUUCGAGAACCAAAAAUAAGUUUGAAUGCCACCUACGACAAUCUACUUGGAAACAACAAGCCCUUUCCCCAACCCAUCCCUUUGAGAGAAAUGGUAUACUUUCUUGUUGAUAUUUGGGAGCAAGAGGGUCUAUAUGACUGAUCAAACAAAAUAGGCGCUAUUUUUUAAUGGAUUUUGCACAGGAAGUGAGGUGGAAUUUGUUCAUUGUCUUACUGGAUAGUUUAGAAUAGUGCAACUCUUGCAAGUUGUUUUUUAUUAACUCUUCUGUAGUUCUUUGCUAAUACUAAAUGAAUUAAACUAGAUUAAUUGUAUAGUUCUUCCUUCCUUUUAUUUUUUACUUGGGUGAUUUAGAGAA
Messenger RNA from Lotus japonicus, 1046 nucleotides. RefSeq lists its product as uncharacterized. The coding region runs from base 359 to 832 and encodes 157 amino acids. Lineage: Eukaryota; Viridiplantae; Streptophyta; Magnoliopsida; Fabales; Fabaceae. The transcript has 5 exons. The record is from RefSeq and is a predicted model, not a curated record.